AUGGACGACCUUGAUGUUGCUGAUAACAAGAACCUUUGGAAAUACGUAGACGAUUCAACUAUGUCUGAAGUCAUAAAUAAAGAUCAACCUAGUAUAAUGCAAGCGUAUGUCAACGAAUUCUCUUCAAAAUCCAGAAGUGAUGGUAUGCAGUUAAAAGAGUCCAAAUGCAAGGAACUUCGAAUAAGUUUCUCAACUGUAAAGAGAGAGUUUGAUCCUAUUAUUAUCAACGACAAAAACAUCGAAGUAGUCCAGUGUGAAAAACUACUCGGUUUAACCAUCUCCGACAACCUCAAAUGGAAUAAACAUAUUGAGACUGUAUGCAAGAAGAUUUCAACUCGUCUAUACUUCUUGCGACAAUUGAAACGGGCAAAGUUACCAUCCAAGGAUCUUCUCUUGUUCUAUGUUACUUGUAUUCGGCCGGUUGCUGAAUACGCGUGCGAAGUAUUCCACGAUUCCCUUACAAAAUACCUGUCAGACGAUCUCGAAAGAUUACAACGCCGAGCUUGCAGAAUAAUCCUCCCCGAACAUUCGUACGAGGAUGCACUUAAUCAACUAGGUCUCUUGUCACUGUUCGAUCGAAGACAAAAUUUGACCGAUAAACUUUUUCGGCAAAUUGUUAAUGAUCCGCAAGACAAAUUACACCAUUUAUUACCAGCAUUAAAUUUAUCUGAGGCAUCUCUGAGAGAAAAAAGAAUAUUUCAAGUUCCAAACUGUAGAACAAUUAGAUUUAAAAACGAUUUUAUCAAUUUCAACUCUAGUAAAUACGUAUAA
Messenger RNA from Dendronephthya gigantea, 771 nucleotides. RefSeq lists its product as uncharacterized. The transcript has a single exon. Lineage: Eukaryota; Metazoa; Cnidaria; Anthozoa; Malacalcyonacea; Nephtheidae. The coding region runs from base 1 to 771 and encodes 256 amino acids. Gene Ontology annotation, molecular function: 2-oxoglutarate-dependent dioxygenase activity; methyltransferase activity. The record is from RefSeq and is a predicted model, not a curated record.